AUGGGCUGCGGACCUUCCCAGCCUGCUGAGGACCAGAGGUUCGUCCCCGCGCCCAGGAAGGGCUGGGACGAGGGAUUCAAGGCUGAUGUGGGUGAGGCUCAUUCCAGAGAGGAUCGCAGACCCUCUGCGCAGACCCUCUGUGAGGCCACCCUGCGCAAGGACACUGUGGGCAGCCCCGAAGAGGUGGAAAAACAGGGCCGGUGGGAAAGCUUACCCGGCACCAUUCCAGAAAGUUCCCCAUCUCCUAGUGGAAGAAACAGAAGAAUACAUUUCGACUUAGCGACCAGUGGAUUAAUCCAUAAACCGCAACCCCUAGAGAGUCGAGAGCGACAAAAGUCAUCAGACAUCCUGGAGGAAUUAAUUUUUCAAGGAAUAAUACAAAGCCAUAGCAAAGUAUCUAGAAAUGGAGAAUCAUACGAUGUCAUGGAGAGCACGCCUGAGAAGCUGCUGAGGCCACCAGCCAGGCUGAAGAAACUUAAGCUCGAAAAGGAGGGAAACGCUCUCACCCUAGAGGACGUGGAGGAGACGACGCGGGCGGCGGCAGAGCGCAGGAAGACAAAAGAAGAAGAACUAAGAAACAGGCUACGGAGCUACGGACUUUCGCCCCCAGCCAAUCACUCAGAUGCAGCUGACCCGGGUGGGGCUGAGGUUCCCUUUGCCAAAGGACUUAACCCUGUGAAUUCCGCUGUGUUUGAACCCUGGGAGCUGCAGGGAGGAAAGCCACUGAAAAGGAAGAAGAGCAAAAGUGACUUGACCUCAAAUGAUAGAAACUACAGUUAUGAAGGUAUUGGUGUCGUGGAAUCAGACAUGUCCUACAACCAAGAAGAUGACAUAUUCUAA
Molecule: messenger RNA, 840 nt
Organism: Molossus molossus (Pallas's mastiff bat)
Lineage: Eukaryota; Metazoa; Chordata; Mammalia; Chiroptera; Molossidae
Gene: STMND1
Product: stathmin domain containing 1
Exons: 5
Coding region: 1-840 (279 amino acids)
Biological process (GO): neuron projection development; microtubule depolymerization; regulation of microtubule polymerization or depolymerization
Cellular component (GO): neuron projection; cytoplasm
Molecular function (GO): tubulin binding
Source: RefSeq, a predicted model, not a curated record